UUCUGUGUAUGAAAUGAACAGAACGCGCUUGACUUCCAAAUAACGCUUAUAACUAAAAAAAUCGAUAUAAAUGAGUGUAAAUACUGUGGAAAAUUGACAAAUAUUAAGUGAGUCAAAGACUUUUCACAAGUUCUUCGCGUUCUUUACAGAACUAACAAUAAUAGAUCAGGUAAAACAUCAAGUGUUCCCAUGGAUGGUCUAUGGCCGCUAAACAAGUAAGGAGUAAAUUCGCCUUAACCUCAUUCAAUAUCUUGUAAACAAGAUUAGAAUUAAGAGUCUGGCAAUCUAAUGAAAUCAACACAUUCUGUAAUGAAAUAAAUGUCAGUUAUGUGAAAGAACAUGGAAAAUAAUUCUGCCCCACAUUGAGUUCAAUAAAAUUAGCGCGAUGAAUAACCAUGCAAAAAACUUUUCAAACUCUAGUACCAUUACUACCAGCAAUGUCAAACAAGAAAGACAGGACGAAGCCGAAAUACGAGAACUGGCAGCAAAAUUUGUUGAAGCAAAUAAGGCUAAAAUGGCACUACCUCAGAGACCUGCACAACCUCCUGGUCAAAGCAUGAAUAUUUUGAGUUUUUUAUCUAGUGACAAAGCGAAAUUAAAGGGAUUAAGUCAAUCAAGCCCUGAAGAAAACAAAAACAUUGACGAGGAUUCAUUGAAAGGCCGUUUUGGAUGGGCUACCAUGGGAAAAACCCAUAUUCCCUACAUUAUCCGAUCAGGUGAAAACUAUUGUGCCGUACGGAUGGUGGAGAUGAAAGUACUCAACAAAUGGUUAAAUUAUUUGCACCAAGAUUUAUAUAACUGUACCAAUAUUAGAAGCUACUAUAUUACAGAGGUUGAGGCAAGACUCCUUAAUGAAAUAAACCUAAAACAUUGUGAUUACCAAUUUGGAAGAGAACAGUUUACGUCUAGGGAUUUAAUUGUUAGGCUUUCUGAUGCAAAUGAGUUCUAUCAGUUCUUAGGUCAUUGCUACCAUAAGUUAGUGAAUAGUUUGGAACCUAAUCAACCAAAUCGUUGUGGUUUUAUCCGGAUUAACCGGGAGUCAGUGGUUCCAUACACUGUUUAUAAUGAACAAAAAUAUGUGCCGUUAUUUUAUUUUGAGGGUGAAACAGAUAACCUAAAAUUAAGAGCUGACAAAUUAGAAGGCUGGGAUCUAUCAUACUUAAAAUUUUGCUGCAAGGUUCAGGGAAUACGGAAUGAAUUGUUUGCACAUGACUCAUGUUCAGUGAUUAGUUUAAAUGAUAUUAAAAAUUAUUUCCCUCCUGGUACCCUUUUUGAAGAUUAUUGGCCCAAGAAGAAUUUAGAUUCUUCACAGCUAUUAAUUUCUGGAAGGACAAGUUUACCACAGAAUGUGCACUGGACAAGGCAACCUAUUGCUCCUCCCAUUUCUACACAUCCUCCGCCGAGUCCGAAGCCCGCCACUCAAGCAAAAGCUGCUAACAAUGGUCCAAUGCAUAAUGUCCAUGUUUUUUCAAACUAUGGUAUUGCCGGAGGGCAACCUCCUUACCACGCUGCCCAACCUAGAGCUGCAACAUCUGCUGUAAGGGCUACAUAUCCUUCUGCUCCUUCAAGGCAUAUGAGACCUGCUGCUAGUUACUAUGGGAAUAUGGGUCAAGCACCACCUCCACCUCUUGUACGAUCAUCAUCUUUUCGAUUUAAUCCAGCAUCUACUGCUGCGUGUGAUCAAAGGCUGGACGAAAACAGUUGGAUAGGUCAGUAUAAUGCUCAAACAAAGGCAGGAAACUAUAUGGUCGUUGAGCCAAAUCUUACGCAAAAUAGUUACCACCAAGCAACAUCCCAGGCCAACUAUCCCCCACCACCCUUACUUCAGCAUAUGAAUGGGGGUAUAUCAAGAUAUGAAGUGCCCCAAAGGUAUGCCAGUGAUUUGCUUGACCUGGAUGCGUGCAGAGAUGGACUAAAUUUUGGCACUAAUCGACAAAUAGAGCAAUUAGUAAAUCAAAACCCCGCGCAUCAAGCUUCGUCUCGAACGGAGACCAGUACUUCAGCAGACGACCGACCUGUUUUGACAAAUGGUCGACCAUUAAUGAACAAUGCGAAUAGAAACAAACUUAUUAAUUUGCCAGAAUUAUCCCCUACCGGUAGCACAAACAUUCCAUAUAAAAUGCAUAAGGCUCACGUAGAAGGAAAAAUAUUGAACUGUAUCAAUAUGAAGGCUGGAUUAUAUACCGAAUUGCUAGUUUCCUUACAGGACCUUGUUACAAAUUUUUUUAAUAGCGUCCCAAUACAAAGUUGCCAACAGGUGAUGCAAGUAUUGGGGAUUGAAGUAUAUAAAGCUAAUACAGGCCAAAUUCGGGUACUAUUUGAAAAUGGAAAGUGUCAGAAUUUGAAUGAAACAGUACCUUUAGUGCAAGUGAGGAAUGUGAUAGACUUUAUGCCCCAAUUAAAAUAUAUGUUAAGAGGCAUGAUAACUUCGGAUGUCGCAGCAAAAAGACAAAGAAACAGCUAGGGAUUGUUGUAUUGGAGGCCCCCAUGGAUGAACUUGUAUAGUAGUUUCCUUGACAACUACUAUCCACAUUGUAACAACUAUAAUCACUGUGACUAUUUCGAAUACGAAUCAGAUUGUGACUAUAGAUACGGCUGGUACUGGUGAAGUGAACUGUUUUGUCAGUCCUCCAAUAUAACGCAAAUGGUUUUUAAAAAUUGUUCCUAUAAAAGUGUAAAAACAAAAUAAUCAUGGACACACCACAGUUUAGAGAAACAUACUUCGAAUUUGAACAGUUUGCGCUGAUGUUUAUUUUAUUUUUUAUUUUCCAACACUAAAACUGUGCAUGUGACAUUUACAGAUAUUUCUAUUUAAAUUAAUUAUUUUAAAGUAUAUAUUACUUUAAAAAGCUAAUAUAGAACCUGUGGUUCCAAAAUAAAACUAAAUAUAAAAAAAGAUUUAGUUUUAUUGUAUUCCAAUUCCUUGUGUGGAUUAUUGAUCGCUUUCCGGGAAAACAUUUCUUUUGUCAGAUAGAUGCGAGUAUUUGUAGAUUUUUAGGAGCAAGGGGCAUUUUUAAAUAAAGUUAGAUAAACUUUACAACCGGUAAAGUGAGAUGUAAAGAUAAACCACAGGUUAUUGGGUGUAAAAGGUGAACAUAUUCUUUUAUUCGUUUGUCUAAACAUAUAAACAUAUUCGCCCACUCUAGUCCAUUACAAACAUUGUGAAUCACUACCCCCUAAACUCAUAAAUCUAGACCUUUUCCAAAAUCGUAAACGUGUGUAUAUAUUUGAAUCAUCGAAUUUGGAAAAAAUAUUUAUGGGCUUUAUGCCAAUUUAGUCUUAAGUUUUAUUAUUGUUUGUUUAAAAAUUAAUUUAAAUAGAAAAAUAUCUGACAAUUGCCUCUAUUAUCAUAUUUAUUUAUUUUAUUAUAGCUAAAGAUAUAAAAUAGUUGUUAAAUCAAUGUGAGAUGUCCAGGGUAGGGGAUAAUUUAGGAUUGCGUAUUCUGAACCAUUUAGGAUAUGACUAGUGAUGUUGACUUUCUAUUUUUAUUUAUUCAAAUUGAUUACCUGAUUUGUAAAAUUCACUUUUGUUCAAUUGAAGAUCUGAUAAUAUCUCAUUAAAUGCAUUUGAGAAUUAUUUUUUUAAGAGCUUUUGUGUUUUCUCCUGCCUGUGAUAUAUCAGAAAAAUUACAGAUCAGUAUUUUGAAAAUAAUUUCAGCUUGCUAAAUAUACAUUCAGCAUUUCGGUCUUUAUGGUCAGAGACUUUGAAAAUAUUUUCCAAUAAGGCACUUACUUCUGUGUUUAUAUAUAUAGCAUUGUAUAUAGUAAUUGUCUUUAGGCAAACCAUAGAUAAUUACUUUUAGCUCUUUAAGUUUUCUUUGUUGAAAAAGUCUUUGUGAUAAAUCCUAAGUUGGACAGUCUGGUUCCAAUGUUUUGUAACCAUAUGAUGAUGUUAAACCUUGGUCAAGGCGUUAAUAUUUUAAAUUUCGUGUUCUGACCCUACAACGCCUUGUAUUAAGUUUAAGUUAAUGGUUUUAGAUUGUUUGUACCACGUCGACCAUGCCAGAUUUAUUUGAUCAACUUUAAUUUAAAAUUGUAGCGUUAUCAAAUGUAUAUUGAGAUUUUAGCAAUACAAAUAGAAUGUGCCGCUUGUGUUUGGUUUUGUUGCCCACAAGCACCAAUAUUGAUAGCAAAUUUUGAAAUUGUAUAUUUAAUGAUGUAUCAUAUUGUAAAUACCUAAGUUAUUCUCAUUUCAUCGCCCAUUUUGAAAGCAACUACUCUGACAAUAAAGACCAAUAUUAAACAGCUAAAUGUAAAUUAAAACCUUCAAAAUUAGUUAAAACAAUAUUGAUGGCUGUUAGCUAAUCAUAAAAGGAAUUCGUGUUUGGCUCUCUGGCAGAUUAUUCCCUAUUUUAAUUCAUCUAUGUAUAUGUAUACUGUAAGGAAGACGUCUGUAACAUUUUUCAUUUCUAAAGGUUUUUCUAAGCAAUGUUGUUACAUAUUUUUUGGCAAAUUUGUUUGAUACUAUUAUUAUUAGACUUAAUGUUACUAUGCAAUGUAUAUAUUCGACAUUA
Molecule: messenger RNA, 4513 nt
Organism: Cylas formicarius (sweet potato weevil)
Lineage: Eukaryota; Metazoa; Arthropoda; Insecta; Coleoptera; Brentidae
Exons: 5
Coding region: 386-2464 (692 amino acids)
Source: RefSeq, a predicted model, not a curated record